CAAAUGACAGUUGAAUUGACAUAAGGAUAACCUAUAAAUUUUCCGUAUCGAAUCUGAUACAAAGUACAAUAAAUUAAGACGUUAGUUUUACAAUAAAAAAUCCUAGACAUGAGCGAUUUGUCUGACUUUGGAAGUUCGAAACCUGGAGACUCCGAACUCCAAGAUUUUCUCAUGGUAGAAAAACAGAAAGCUCAGUUCCAUGCUCAGAUACACGAGUUCAACGACUUCUGCUGGGACAAGUGCGUGGACAAGCCAGGUGCCAAGCUGGACAGCCGGACAGAGACUUGCAUCACCAACUGUGUGGAGCGCUUUAUUGACGUAUCUCUCCUCAUCACGAACAGAUUUGCACAGAUGCUGGAAAAGGGAGGCGGCAUGCACUGACCUACUUCUCAAACUCAUUAAUUUACAAUAUUGACAGUGUAGUUUAGGUCUUGAGAUGAUGUAACAUGUCGAAAAAUGUUUGUUAUUGUUAAACAUUGAUUUCUUAUAAUCGGAUUUUUGCCAUAAUUUUUUAAUGUACUUAGGCAAUGGUAAUGUUUAUGGCAUUAACAGAUUGUGCAUUUAUAGAAGUUCAUGGAAUUAACCUUUUGAGUGCCGCCAAAAUAUUGUAUGUAUGUAACCCUCAAAAGUGCGAAUGAUACUCUUCUUGAACGUAGUUGAAACCACUCUAGGUACAAUUGGCAGUAGAAGAUAAGUUAUGGCUACUGCCAAAUGCACUAUCAGUAGUAAACACAGUGUUUGAAAGGUUAUAAUUUAUUUCAUUGCAUUGUUAUGCUUGGUACAGUUAAAUAUAUACCUGUUACCAUAAGUUAUGGUUUAAUUAAAUAAAACAUUCAUUUCU
Cydia splendana is the source of this 841-nucleotide messenger RNA. RefSeq names its product mitochondrial import inner membrane translocase subunit Tim8 (gene Tim8). Bases 109 to 381 code for a protein of 90 amino acids. The record is from RefSeq and is a predicted model, not a curated record. NCBI's taxonomy places the organism in Eukaryota, Metazoa, Arthropoda, Insecta, Lepidoptera, Tortricidae. The transcript is spliced from 2 exons.